Pseudonaja textilis is the source of this 1050-nucleotide messenger RNA. RefSeq names its product cystin 1 (gene CYS1). Lineage: Eukaryota; Metazoa; Chordata; Lepidosauria; Squamata; Elapidae. The record is from RefSeq and is a predicted model, not a curated record.
AUGGAUCCUGUAUUUGGAUUCAACACUUUGCGGUGGGGAGCGGGGGAGCGGCUGGAGAUCUCGUGGGGGUGGACUUGGGGGAUUGAAACCCCAAGGAAAGUUCUUGGGACAAGCGGGAAAACAAGGAAAAGGAACGAGGAUGGAUCCCACCCUCUUGGGCCACCGCCCGCCAGGAAGCCGCAACAGUUGGGCUUUAGAAUCAGAAAAGCGGCUUCGAGCAGCUGCAACCGCACGGAAAUUCAAGGCGCUAUGGGCACCGGCAGCAGCAGGGAGGGCAGGGCGGGCACCUUCAGCCCGCCGCGGCACUGGCCGAGUCCCGGACUGGGCAGCGCCAGGCACAGCGCCCCCUCUCGGCAGGGCGUGGCGGACGACGAAGAGGCGGCGUACGCCAGGGCUGCGGGCCGGACUCCCCCUCUCCUCCCCUCUCUGCAGCUCGAGCAGCCCGACUCGGACUCGGAGCUCCUGGACCAGGUGCUGGAAGAGUGCGAGGAAAACGUCCCCCGACUCCUGCCCAUCGCCGCGCCCCGGCGGUCUUCGUGCCGCGGCUCCGGAGAUUGCUGCUCCCGCCCGGCAGAGGGCAGCGGUGAGGAGAUCGGGGGGCAGCGAGAAGCGGCGGAGGGUUUCUUAACAAGAUCUACACCAGGGAGCAAUAACUUUGCCAAUCAGUUGCCUCUCAAUAAGCCAGAGAGACAGGCCAAGAUAUCUUACGACUGCUCUGAAGAGGAGCUGAUGGCAACAAUAGAGCAAGAGUACUGUCGCUGAAGCCACUCACAACUAUACCAAUAUGACCAUAAAAUUUACCUAGGGGCUAGGUUAUAAAACUAUAGUGUUUCUAAGAAAAAGUCUACUAGCAUGGCAUGCUGAAAGACAAUCCAGAACCCUGGCCAGAGAGAUACAACUACAGGAAACUCUCUUAUAUGAACAUUUCCUAUGGAGUCAAAUGAGAAUGUUCUUUAUGGAAAAGAAAAUAAUUAUACACAAAUGUUCAUCUUCACCUAAAGCUUGAGGACUGAAGUAGUGAAAGAGCAAUCAUAUGUCCACGUUUUAAUG